CAGGCUGGAGCCAACAACACAGCAUCACCAGGAAAAUGGAGGCAGGGCACGCAUAGAGAAACACACACAAACACACACGCACAGUUUCAGCAUCACUGGGCAGAAAUGAUGCUCUGAACAUACAUUUAGGAGCAGUUGAGAAGAUGGUAUUUUGUCAAUUCAGAAAGUAGAGGAGUGGCGAUUUGAAGAAGAAAAAAUAUCAGCAAAAUCUUUAUUUUAGCACAAAGGUCACUACCAGAGGAGGGAAAUAUGGAUUCUUCUGGGACACAUGGUGAAGAGAGAACAUCUCCUCCCAACUCACUUCACAUCAGUGGAGCCGGCGGAAGUUCGGGUCACCGCAAACGCCGCACCCUUGUAGCCCCAGAUAUGAACCUGUCCUUGGAUCAAAGCGAAGGGUCUCUGCUUUCCGAUGAUUUCCUGGAUACGCCCGAUGAUCUGGACAUUAAUGUUGAUGACAUUGAAACUCCUGACGAGACUGACUCUCUGGAAUUCCCAGCCAAUGGCAAUGACCUGGAAUGGGAAGAUGACACACCAGUGGCCUCGGCCUCUGCAGGGCCUGUAGAAGGGGCUGAAGAUGAGGGGGAUGUUGGAAACGGUCGCUUGUGGAGGACAGUCAUUAUUGGCGAGCAGGAGCACCGUAUAGAUAUGCAACUUAUUCGGCCAUAUGUGCGUGUCAUCUCUCAUGGAGGUUACUAUGGUGAAGGCUUAAAUGCCAUCAUCGUGUUUUCAGCAUGCUACUUGCCUGACAGCAGCUGUCCAGAUUACCAUUAUAUCAUGGAAAACCUCUUUCUGUAUGUAGUGAGCAGUCUGGAGAUGCUGGUGGCUGAGGACUACAUGAUAAUCUAUAUGAACGGUGGAACGCCACGCAGCAAGAUGCCUGGUAUCAGCUGGCUGAAAAAGUGCUAUCAGAUGAUUGACAGAAGACUAAGGAAGAACCUCAAGUCCUUGAUCAUUGCACAUCCAUCCUGGUUCAUACGCACAGUCCUGGCAAUCUCCAGACCCUUCAUCAGUGUGAAGUUCAUGAACAAAAUCCGCUACGUGCACAGCUUAGAGGAACUGGAACAGAUUGUCCCUAUGGAGCACAUCCACAUCCCUGAGUGUGUUAUACAGUAUGAUGAAGAACGAAUCAAAGCACGAAAAGAACGGAUAGAAGAAGAGGGAGAGCAUCAGCCGCAAGAAAAACCAGAGUCAGCCAGUACAGAUGGACCGUUAGCAACAACCACAACCACAACCAGACUAGAAGAACCAGUCCUGUGAGAAAGAUGUCUGGACGGCCUUCAUAAAAGUCAUUCUUAUCUGCUGAUCUAGUUUCCUCUUUUACUGUCUUAUGGUCUGUAAUCCCACAAAUCACAUACUGGUCCCAGGUCAGCAUACAAGGAUCUUUUUUUUUAUUAGAGGGGUCUAAAGAUUCCACCACCAGAUGGCGCUCCAUCCAGUUAAAUAUUGCUGUAUCCAGUAGCAGGAUGUGUAUAACCUUGAUGUACGUCUAUUCACAAUCGCAGCUUGCUAAUUAAUAAAAGAACAUGAUGUCCACUUUCUGGCCAGUGCCAUUUCAAAGAACAUGCUAUCACCUGCCUAUACGAAUCAUAGGUGUGUUUGCUCAGGAGAGAUUCUUUAAAGCGAUGUGCAUGCAAAGUUUACCUUCCCCAUCUGUGUGUACACAUGCCCUGCUUGAAUUUGAUAUUCCACUGCUGCUUAUUUGGCUAUUUCUUGUAAAAAAAUUAUCUAUAUGUUUUGAAUGCUUUCUUUUGCAACAACAGUAUUGUGGUCAGUUAAUGACUUUUUUUUUUUUAGGUUCAGCAGAAUUACAAAUCAAUACUUGCAGGAGAGCAUGUCUGGUCAGAGAUUUUGUUUAGUGGUAAUUUUAUGUUGCCAUAAGUUCUGAAUGUCAAAAUGUCCGAAUUAAACAGCACUAUAUGAACAA
This is a messenger RNA of Silurus meridionalis, 1924 nucleotides long. RefSeq names its product ATCAY kinesin light chain interacting caytaxin a (gene atcaya). The record is from RefSeq and is a predicted model, not a curated record. The transcript is spliced from 11 exons. Bases 250 to 1257 code for a protein of 335 amino acids. Gene Ontology annotation, biological process: apoptotic process. Gene Ontology annotation, cellular component: cytoplasm. NCBI's taxonomy places the organism in Eukaryota, Metazoa, Chordata, Actinopteri, Siluriformes, Siluridae.